Molecule: messenger RNA, 2668 nt
Organism: Mycena citricolor
Lineage: Eukaryota; Fungi; Basidiomycota; Agaricomycetes; Agaricales; Mycenaceae
Source: the annotation of a GenBank genome assembly
CCCACAUUACAUUUCUCGGGCUGAUUCGGGCAUCUUCUUAAGGUCAUCUCCGAGCUUGACCGUUCAUUCCGAGCACGAAUUUGACGACGCUGAGGACAUGGCAGAUCAUAGUGCUCUCAAGACCCACCAACUAUGAUCGCGAGCGGUUCAAGUCGGUGAUCAAGAGAAAGCGGCUGCAGCCGGCCCGGGUAACCAGUCGAUGCGGUAAAUACGUCAUCAUCUGAUCAGCGAUAAGUCAAAAACGUACCCCAAGGCAACAGGCGUUCCCGAUAUUCUCCUCCCUCAGUCAUGUCCUUCCCCGUAGAUCUCACCAAGUUCAAAAAAUUCAAGCUCGACCCGAGCAAGCCCCAGCUCGCUGCGCAGGAGAAAGCGGAUCUCCUGGCGAACAUCCAGCUUCUGCGUGAUGCGAUUGUGUUCUUCACCGCCAGCGGCGCCGCUCGUGGGGUGAGCGGGCACACGGGCGGGGCUUACGACACCGUGCCCGAGGUGUGCAUCCUGCUCUCGCUGUUCCAUGAGGACGUCGAGAAGUACGUCCCCAUUGUCUUCGAUGAGGCUGGCCACCGUGUCGCGACUCAGUACAUGCUCGCUACGCUCGAAGGCUCCCUGCCGGCAGACCACCUCCUGCACUACCGCGAAGCCAACUCGAAGCUCCCCGGCCACCCGGAACUCGGCCUCACACCGGGAGUCAAGUUCUCCUCUGGUCGGCUCGGUCAUAUGUGGGGCCUUGUCAACGGUGUCGCCCUGGCAAAUCGCGGCAAGACCGUGUUCUGUCUCGGAUCCGAUGGUUCGCAGCAGGAGGGUAACGACGCCGAGGCCGCCCGUUUGGCUGUCGCGCAGGGCUUAAACGUCAAGCUCCUCAUCGAUGACAACGAUGUCACCAUCGCUGGACACCCGUCGGAGUACAUGAAGGGAUACAGCGUCGCUCAGACCCUGCAAGGCCAUGGUCUCAAGGUCCACACCGUCGAUGGCGAGAACAUCGACGAGCUCUGGGCCGCCGUCUGCUCGAUCGUCAGCCACGACGGGCCCGCCGCCAUCAUCUCCAAGCGUCUGAUGGCGCCUGGAAUCGUCGAUAUCCAGGGCUCACCGCACGGCCACGAUGUUGUCCCCGUCAAGUCUGCCGUGAAGCACCUGAUCUCCCGGGGCUACCCCGACUUCUCCGACCUCUAUGCCGGCAUGGCAGCUGCGGGCGAUCCCAUCCUGUACACCGGAUCGACCAAAGAGCGCGGCGCCAACCGUGUCGUGUUCGGCGAGGCCGUGAACCUGGUCCUCGACACCCUCAGCAAGGAGGAGGCGGCCGCCAAGGUCAUGGUCAUCGACAGCGACCUCGAGGGCUCGACUGGGCUCAAGGUCAUCCACCAGAAGCAUCCGGAGGUGUUCGUCAUGGGUGGAAUUAUGGAGCGCGGUAACUUCUCGGCUGCCGCUGGUUUCGGAUUCGACAAGGACAAGUUUGGUGUGUUCUCAACGUUCUCGGCGUUCCUGGAGAUGUUGGUGUCGGAGAUCACCAUGGCGCGUCUCAACGAGUGCAAUGUGUUGUGCCACUUCUCCCACUCUGGUGUUGACGAGAUGGUGAGCCAUAUCGGUCAGACACAUCGACUGUUCUCUAACACCUUCCAGGCUGAUAACACAUGCCACUUCGGUAUCAACUCGUUCUUUGCGGACAACGGCCUGUCGGACACGCACUCUUUCCUGUACUUCCCUGCCGAUCCUCUGCAGAUGGUCGCCGUGGUCAAGCGUGUCUUCUUCGAGCGUGGUCUGCGAUUCGUCUUCUCCACCCGUGCCAAAGUCCCGUACAUCCUGAAGGAGGAUGGGAAGACCAAGUUCUUUGGCGACGACUACGAGUUCGUUCCCGGAAAGGACGAGGAGAUCAUCCCGGGUACCGCGGGUUACGUUGUGACCUUUGGAGAGAUGCUGUACCGCUCUUACGAUGCCGUUCUGCGGGCAAGGCGAGCGGGCAUCGAUGUCGGGUUGAUCAACAAGCCGUCACUGAACAUCAUCGACGAAGCUGGCCUCGAUCCCCAAGGUCAGCCCUCGAUUGCCAAGUCGGCCAUUCUCCUCAAGAUCAAGCAGCUUUCGCAGUAGAUUCUGCGUGGAGGGAAUUAGUCAAAGUCAAUGCUGUAUACAUAUGUAUUAUCGAGAUUCGUGUCCCUUUUGAGCGGAUUCGGAGGCGCUUCUAUCGAGCGAGUCGAAAGCGCUUCUAUCGAGCGAGAUAAGAGGCCCCCCGUCGGCACUCAGCAUCGAAUGAGGCCACGAGAAGACAGAGAAUCACAUCACAUAUCUCGACGACGCGUGGCAUGGGCCGAAGAAAGAGGGCAUUGGUUCCGCUGCGGCGGUGCUGGCUCGGGCAUGUCACUGACUCGCUCGUUUGCUUGCUUGCGCUGCGCACCCGACGGUAAAGCCGUCCGAAUCGACCCGGCAUCUUCCACCCGCUCAUGUCUGUUCCCAUGGCCAAAUCGCGAAAAACCCAGCCCCUCACACCGACGGCUACGAUAGCUGGUCACCGACCUGCCAUAAGAGGCGUGCUAUUCAUAAAUAUUAAUGAACACCCCCCAAUGAGCACCCCCACCCAAUGGCGCUAGGGUAGUCCGUAGAUUAUCUGAUUCGGAACCUCGCUGGGGGUUGCUGGGUGUACCGAUCCAGUCGGAGGGUUCUGGCUGCAAGCGCAACCUCG